Messenger RNA from Zootoca vivipara (common lizard), 4937 nucleotides. RefSeq names its product occludin/ELL domain containing 1 (gene OCEL1). Gene Ontology annotation, biological process: bicellular tight junction assembly. NCBI's taxonomy places the organism in Eukaryota, Metazoa, Chordata, Lepidosauria, Squamata, Lacertidae. The record is from RefSeq and is a predicted model, not a curated record. Gene Ontology annotation, cellular component: cytoplasmic vesicle; bicellular tight junction; apical plasma membrane.
UAUUUAACCGUGCCAGGGGCUGAUAUCGUGCUGGGUUCGUAGCCUAGAGCUUUCUGUACGCCGCAGAGCAAUUCCCCCACCCACCCGUGGUCAUUUGUAACUUCCCAGCAGAGGCCGACCGAGAUCCAUUCCCCACAUCUUUUGGAGGCCACGCUGGGCCCAGCCGGAGGAAAUGACCUGCAUCCUCUGACGGAGGCUUUGAACCCAGCCGAGCCAGAUUCCCCUCUCUGGAAGGCAGCCUAUGCUGCAGACUUCGUGGCCAUUGAAGUUCCCAAACUUUCAACCACCAGACUUGGCAAAACGGCACAGAGGAGAAUGGGGGACGCCCCUCAACCACCCACACUAGAGGUGCCCAUAAGAGGCUGCAGAUAAGAUUUUCUCUGCCGGCCAUUGGAGGACAUGAGCUCUGAGGAGACACCAGCCAGAGAGAAGAGGCCUGUUGAGAUGGAUGGAGGGGAGGAACUUCUAAACACCUCCAGGCAGCUUCAUCCAGUGGGAACCUGGUCAGAGGAUUCUGGGAAGUCAUCGGGUUCUAGGUCUUCAGAUGGCUUCUGCUCAUCUCCAUCAGCCAAACCGGCUUUCAUUGGCUCACCUCAGGACCAAGAGCCAUCUUCCUUGAAGCCCGUUAGACGUUUCAUUCCUCCAUCUUGGAAGAACUUCUUCCACCGCUGGCAGAGACAGCCCUGGGCUGAGACUUCUCUCUUGACCUGCACUCCAGAAGACUUCAAGCACACCCAGUUUUCCGAGCACCCUCAAAGAGCCACCUUCGAUGGUGAGGGGAGCUCCACUGUCAAUGGGAACGAUUGUAAGGAACCCCUCUCAGUUUCUGCCACCCCCUUGGCACCUGGGAAGACGCUGACUGCUGUGAGCCAGGGUGCUUUGUCGAGUGGUCCACCCAGCUAUAAGGAGAAGUUGGAGGCCUACGACCACAAAUAUUCCUACAUGAAGUCGUGGCCUGGCCUCCUGAGGCUGAUGGCAGGCCUGGAGCUGAUCUUGGGAGGGAUGGUCUUUGCCUGCACAGCCGCUUACAUCCAGAAGGACUACCAGUGGUCGGCGCUUUAUGGUGGCAACUCUCUACCCUACAACGGUGUCUUGGGCGGAGGGUAUGGAUACAAUUACUAUGGCCCGAUGACCCCAUUUGUGCUGGUGGUGGUCAGCCUGGUGUGGCUGGUGACGGUGAUCUUGCUAGGCCUCGGGGUCACCAUGUACUACAGGACGAUCCUUCUUGAUUCCCACUGGUGGCCUCUGGCAGAGUUUGGCCUCAACCUCGUCAUGUCCCUCCUGUACAUGGCUGCUGCAAUCGCCUACGUCCAUGACGUCAACCGGGGCGGACUCUGCUACUCUGUGUUUGCCAACAACCCGCUCAUUGUUGCCUUGUGCCGAGUCGAAGGGGGGCAAGUGGCUGCCGUCGCCUUCCUCUUCCUCACCACGCUGCUCUAUCUGGUCGGCUCCCUCGUCUGUCUCAGGAUGUGGAAGCAUCAAGUUGUCCGGAAGAACGCAAGAGCUCUGGUUGGGCAAAUGAACUACGAGUCUCCCUCUCGCCUUGUCUCCUUCCCUUCGUCUCAGCGAAAGCCCAUCCUCUUACGAGGUGUGCCUCAGCAAGUUAUAGACCAGGAUGAAGUUAAUCCCACGGAGAAAGUUGCAAGACAUGUUGAGUUCUCGGAGAAGGGCGAGGACCCAGAGGUGUUCAACUUCGCCAUUCCGACAGGCCACCACCCCAAACCUCACAUCGUCCCGGACUAUGUGUCAAAGUACCCAGCCAUCGGAAGCAGGGAUGAGCGUGAAAAAUACAAAGCCGUCUUCAAUGACCAGUAUGCAGAAUACAAGGAGCUGUACGAUGAAGUCCGCACAGCGCUGGGAAAAUUCAAGGAACUGGAGGCGAUGCUCUCCAAGCUUCCUUGCCGCUAUCAGAACAAGGAGGAGGAAAGCCGGGUUUCCACUGUGUGGAGAGAUUACCAAAGCAAGAAGGAGGAACCGGCUUUCCUGGAGAAGCAGGAGCGCUGCAAAUAUCUCAAGAGGAAGCUCACCCACCUCAAGGCACAGAUACAAGCCUACGACCAGAAGACCAGCGAGGGCUCUGUAUACUUCUAAAGAGUGUGUGAAAAUGCCUCCUAGUUGCAUCUUUGACUUGGAGUUUCUGCUGCAAGGAAAUGAUAGCAUCCCUUGGGUGCUGGUUUAUUGUUUCGUUUUUUGUUUACAGGGGUGGUCAAGGUCUCCUCCUUGGUCUCUUGCAAAACCCCUGGACAUCCCACAAGGAGGAAUGGGGGCUGAACUGGUUAGCGUUCCUAAGCUUUUGCUCAAAAAUAAAAAAGUGAACACCUGCUCUGAGGUUUUCCAAAUAGGAUGACGAUUUCUGGGGAUCAUAGAAUUUGGAAGGUACCCCAAGGGUCAUCCAGUCCAACCCGCUGCAAUGCAAGGAUCUCCGCCGAAGCAUCCAUGACAGAUGGCCAUCGUAGCUCUGCUUAAAAACCUUCAAGGAAGGUAAGGUAAAAGGUACAGGACCCCUGGAUGGUUAAGUCCAGUCAAAGGUGACUAUGGGGUGAGGUGCUCAUCUUGCUUUUCAGGCAAAGGGAGCCGGCGUUUGUCCACAGAAAGCUUUCCGGGUCAUAUAACUAGCGGGACUAAACCGCUACUGGAGACUCCACAAGAGAGUCCAUUCCUGAGGGAGUCUGGUCCAUUGUCAGACAGCUCUUACUGUCAGAAAGUUCUUCCUGAUGUUUAGUGGGAAUCUCAAUUCUUGUAAUUUGAAGCCAUGGGUUCGAGUCCUACCCUCCGGAGCAGGAGAAAACAAGCUUGCUCCCUCUUCCAUGUGGCUUUCAUAUCUCCUCGCAGUCUCCUCUCUUCCAAGCUAAACAUCCCCAGCAACUUCAACUAUUCCUCAUCAUGCAUGGUUGCCUCCUCUGCACACCUCCCAGCUUGCCAAUAUCCUUCUUAAAUCAUGGCGCUCAGAACUGGGCGCAGUAUGUGAUUAAGAAGUAAGAGGACUAGCAUCUUUAUUUGUAGGGGCUUAGUUUUGAAGGGAAGGUUUGGCUGGCAUUUGUUAUGUUCAGGAAAGAGGCUGUCUCAGGAAUCGUGGGAAGGGCUAAAAGCUCAAAGCUGAAAGCUACCUUUCCAGCCUUUGGAAAACAGAAUGCUGCCACCUUCCUUGGCAGAGAGCCCUGGCAGGGGCCAUUCCUCCCCUGCCAAAAUUCUCUCUCCGUCUUCAAAGCUGGUGCCCCACAGAGAAGGCACAUUCCAGCCUUGAAGUCACAGAGCUUGGGGGGGGGAGGGAAUGAUCUUGGCAAAGGGCCUGGGGGGCCUCCUUCCUGAGCAAGGGGCCUCAGUCGGUGGAGCCCUGUUCCCAUGUUGGCUGUGAAGCCGCCAUUAUUAGGAGGGGGGAAUCCGCUGCAGUUUCAGACCUCUGAAUUUAUUAUUAUUAUUGUUGUUGUUGUUGUUGUUAUUAUUAUUAUUUCAUUACACUUUAAUGCAGGGGUCAGAAACCUUUUUCAGCCGUGGGCUGGUCCACCCAGACCUUGUGGGGGCCCGGACUAUAUUUUGGGGGGGUGUGUGAACAAAUUCCUAUGCCCCACAAAUAACCCAGAGAUGCUUAUUAAAUAAAAGGACACAUUCUACUCAUGUAAAAACACACUGAUUCCCAGACCAUCUGCAGGCUGGAUUGAGAAGGCAAUUGGGCCGCAUCCGGCCCCCGGGGCCUUAGUUUGCCUACCCCUGCUUUAAUGUAUUGGAAGCUGCCAACCUGCACCAUUCAGAAGGAUUCUAUAUCUCUUGUUUUUUAGCUGGGAUUCCCACAUGGCCAGGGGUUGGGAUAGAUGACCCUUGGGGGUCCCUUCCGACUCUACAGUUCUAUGAUUCUAUUUUGAGGUGGCCGGGCUCCCUCCAUUUUGGGGGGGCAUUCAGCUCUGCUCCUUGGCUCCUCGAGAUGUUGCGUGCCCCCCUCCCCAGUCCUCUGCCCACCAACAUCUCCAGGAGAGACCCCUGAGCUCAGAACCCUGGAGAUCUGCUUCCAGUCAGUGUGGGCAGCUCUGAGCCUCUGACUCAGUAGAAACCAGGUUCCCAGACGAAGCUUAGCUCGUGUUCUCAUGCAAAAGGCGUUGAGGCUGAGCACAACAAUAUCUGGGACGUGGCUAUUUCAGAGUGACUAACUGGGCUUAGAAGGGUCACGAAAGGUGUUAUAAAGAGAGACACCUUUCAUGAAACCUGGUUCCCCCCCCCCUUUUCUUUUUUUAUUUAAGGGAAGUAUAAGGCAAAUUUCUCCAACCGAUUUCGCAAACGUGUCUGUAGAGAACCUACGUUUUAAGAUUGUGUAAAAGGAUGCUAAGGGACGCGGGUGGCGCUGUGGUCUAAACCACUGAGCCUUGGACUUGCUGAUCAGAAGGUUGGCGGUUCGAAUCCCCGCGACGGGGUGAGCUCCCGUUGCUCAGUCAGUCCCAGCUCCUGCCAACCUAGCAGUUUGAAAGCACGUCAAAGUGCAAGUAGAUAAAUAGGUAUCGCUCCGGCGGGAAGGUAAACGGCGUUUCUGUGUGCUCCGGUUUCCGUCACGGUGUCUUGUUGCGCCAGAAGCGGCUUAGUCCUGCUGGCCACAUGACCUGGAAACUGUCUGCGGACAAACAGCGGCUCUCUCGGCCAGUAAAGCAAGAUGAGCGCCGCAACCCCAGAGUUGUCCACGACUGGACUUAAUGGUCAGGGGUCCCUUCACCUUUACCUUAAAAUGAUGCUAUGAAUUCAAUGCUAUGUAUAUUAUUGUGGUUUUUCUUGCAGAGACUGUAUUAAAUUUUAAUUAAUCAAUACAUUUGAAAAAAAAAUUAAAACAAAUACAAAAAAAUACAAAAGGUGAUGGGCACGGUUUGCUUUCUGUGUGGACUCCUUGCAGAGCAUCUGCUGUCACAGACACUCACACCGGAUUGUACUUAAUUCUUCAUAAUAUUAAUAACACUUUG